AUGGCUACCUCCACUCCACCAGAGGAUCUCCAAGCAGUCCGUCAAAAUGACUACCUCAAGUUCAAACGCUAUGCCGCCUGGACCUUCCUCAUCGCUCCCCCCAUUCUCAUCGCUCUUCCUCCCCGCAAACUCGACUUGAAUACCGCCGCUCUCUCCGCUGCCUUUGCCAUGUCCGCCAACUAUCUCUACAAGGACAGCAACCCGCACGGACGGGGAUUGCUUGAAGAUCUCGGUGUUAAAUAUCUCGGAGCAUCGCCGGUCUCAACUCAGUCGACUUCAUCCCGCGACGGGAUCACGAAUUUAUUCAAUACACUACCUACCGAAAAGGCAGAAAAAGUCCAAGCACAAUUGCGCGCGGCCAAAGAGUCCUCGAUCAAUACACAAGAAGAAUUGGAAAAAUAUCAGUCUACAAAGAGAUUCGAGGACAGAUCAAUACCGGGAAAGAUUUGGAUGGGAUCGGAGGCAGAAAAUUGGAAAGAGAAAAGGCUACGUGAAGAGCAGGAGGCCUUGGAUGAGGGGAAGGGGUAUGGCGAUCUGAUUAUGGAUCAUAUUUGGGAGGUGUGGAAUUGGGGAAAGCCGAAUGAUCAGAAGAAGAGGGAUGAAUUGAAAGAUAAAAAGGAGGGUUCGUCAUAG
This is a messenger RNA of Talaromyces marneffei, 633 nucleotides long. RefSeq lists its product as uncharacterized. The record is from RefSeq and is a predicted model, not a curated record. The transcript has a single exon. Bases 1 to 633 code for a protein of 210 amino acids. Lineage: Eukaryota; Fungi; Ascomycota; Eurotiomycetes; Eurotiales; Trichocomaceae.